Messenger RNA from Closterium sp. NIES-65, 3384 nucleotides. NCBI's taxonomy places the organism in Eukaryota, Viridiplantae, Streptophyta, Zygnematophyceae, Desmidiales, Closteriaceae. The record is from the annotation of a GenBank genome assembly.
AUGGACGUGUGGGGCCCAGCCCGCGUCCGUGGACAGGGUCACGAGCGCUACUUCAUGCUCGUUGUUGACGACUACUCGCGUUACACCGCAGUCUUCCCCUUGCGCAGCAAGGGUGAUGUCACUGAGGUGCUGAUCGACUGGAUCCGCGCAGCUCGUCUCCAGCUCAGGCAGAGCUUUGGCUCGGACUUUCCUGUUCUGCGUCUGCACUCGGACAGAGGCGGAGAGUUUUCUUCCGGCCUUCUGAGAGCCUACUGUCGCGCACGAGGAAUCCAUCAGACCUUCACGCUUCCGGACUCCCCGCAGCAAAAUGGGAUUGCUGAGCGCCGCAUCGGCAUGGUCAUGGACGUCGCUCGUACGUCUAUGAUGCAUGCGGCUGCCCCCCAUUUUCUGUGGCCGUUUGCGGUGAGGUACGCGGCGCAUCAGAUCAACCUACACCCCAGGGUCUCCAGGCCGGAGACCUCCCCAGCCUUGCUGUGGACGGGGAAGGUUGGCGAUGCGUCGGCGUUCCGGGUGUGUGGAUCUCGGGCGUUUGUCCGCGACUUGUCUGCGGACAAGCUGACCCCUCGUGCUGCUCCUUGCGUCUUCCUGGGGUUCCCCCCUGACGCGCCUGGGUGGCAGUUCUACCACCCCACCUCUCGCCGUGUUCUGUCCUCCCAGGACGUCACGUUUGACGAGUCGGUCCCCUACUACCGCCUCUUCCCCUACCGCACUCCGUCCCUCCCCCCGCCGCCGCUCUUCCUUGUACUAGACGUAGUCGAGCCUGUCGAGGUCACUGGUGACUCUGGUGCUGCUGAGGGUGCUGAGCCUGGGGGUGCUGACUCUGGGGGUACUGAGCCUGGGGGUGCUGAGCCUGGGGGUGCUGCGACUGGGGGUGCUGAGCCUUGGGGUGCUGAGCCUGGGGGUGCUGCGCCUAGGGGUGCUGAGCCUGGGGGUGCUGAGCCUAGGUGUGCUGAGACUAGGGGUGCUGAGCAUGGGGGUGCUGAGUCGGGGGGUGCUACGCCUGGGGGUGCUGAGCCUGGGGGUGCUGAGCCGGGGGGUGCUGAGCUUGGGUGUGCUGAGCCUGGGGGUGCUGAGCUUGGAGGUGCUCCGCCUAGAGGUUCUCUGGGUGCUUCGUCUGUGCGGGAGCCACUCUCUCCACGGGAGCUGCGCGAGUGGUUUUCCUGGCGCUGGAGGCGUGCUGCUGGUGCUGGAGGUUCUUCGGCUACUCAUGGUGCUGCUGUCGCGGGUCCCGGAGGUGCUCGUACUGGGAGUACUGGAGCAACUGGGCCUGCGGGUUCGACUGGAGCUGGUGUUGCUGAGGGUGUUAGAGCUGAGACUACUGCUGGUGGUCUUGCUGCGGGUACUCCUGGUACUGCUGGAGGUUCUGGCGCUGCUGGAGGUGCAGCUGGUGCGGGUGCUCCUGCUGGGGGUUCUGGUGCUGUACCUGCUGUGUCUGGCGUCCCGGCGCAGCCUCGACCGUACUUCGUUCCACUCCUGCAGCAGGUUCUUGGUCUUCCGCCUUCUACUGGUCCUCCUCCUUCUUUAGAGUGUCCACAGCCAGUCCCGUCACAGUUACAGCUGCAGCCUACCUCCCCUUUGCUUGCUCCUUCUCCCUACACUCGUCCUACUGAAGUCGGACUCUCUUCGUGCUGCCAGUCCUACUAUCACGCGUCUCCUGGCUACUGUCGUUAUGACCCUUCUUUCGAGUCCAGUGCUGCGUCUGCCCUAGUUUCUGAGCUCGUCGACUUUGCUGCUCGCUGUCGCCUAGACUACGCUGCUAGUCUUAUCGCUGAGUCUCAGUCUGGAGACCCGGAUGCACUUGACAUCCCAACUCCGCGCUCUUACGCGGAGGCGAUAGAGGGUCCCUACUCUUCUCAGUGGCGGGCAGCUAUGGAUGCAGAGAUGGCUUCCUGGAAGUCCACAGGCACCUACGUUGACGCUGUCCCCCCUCCUGGGGCGAACAUCGUCAGUGGCAUGUGGAUCUUCAGGGUGAAGCGGCCGGCGGGUUCUCCGCCUGUCUUCAAGGCGCGUUACGUGGGUCGUGGCUUCAGUCAGCGGCAGGGAGUUGACUACUUUCAGAUCUUCUCUCCCACCCCGAAGAUGACCACUCUUCGGGUACUGCUGCACGUUGCUGCUUACCGUGACUACGAGCUGCACUCUCUCGACUUCAGCACAGCUCUCUUGCAGGGCGGCCUGCACGAGGAGAUCUGGCUGCGCCGCCCACCUAACUUCACUGGGUCUUUCCCUCCUGGUACCCAGUGGAGUGUCCGGCGUCCAGUCUACGGUCUCUGCCAGGCGCCACGUGAGUGGCACGACACACUGAGGACUACGCUUGCGGCUCUUGGGUUUGCUCCUUCUACUGCCGACCCGUCGCUGUUUCUGCGCACCGACACUUCUCUGCCGCCGUUCUACAUCCUCGUGUACGUCAACGACUUGGUCUUUGCCACAGCUGACAGUGCUGGACUCGCCUACGUGAAGUUCGAGCUGCAGAAGAGACACACGUGCACAGACCUGGGUGAACUGCGCAGCUACCUUGGCUUGCAGAUCACCCGGGACAGAGCACGCUGCACCAUUACCCUGACUCAGUCACACAUGGUGCAGCAGGUCCUUCAGCGCUUUGGCUUCACGUACUCCUCGCCUCAGGCCACUCCUCUGUCUACUCGCCACUCGCUCUCAGCUCUGCCUUCGGAUGAGUCCGUAGAGUCGAGUGGCCCGUAUCCAGAGCGUGUUGGGUGCCUCAUGUACCUGAUGACCUGCACACGACCUGACCUUGCAUACCCUCUUAGCAUUCUCGCACGCUAUGUUGCUCCUGGGAGACACCGACUAGAGCACAUGGCUGCAGCGAAGAGGGUGUUGCGCUACUUGUGCAGUACGUCGGGCAUGGGGCAAGUGCUUGGAGGAAGGACUUUAGUAGUCCUCACUGGGCAUGCAGACGCUUCUUGGGCUGACGACCAGGCUACGCAGCGGUCGUCACAGGGUUACACCUUCAGCCUUGGUUCCGGCUUUGUUUCGUGGCGGGCUACUCGCUCGUCUUCUGUUCUCGGCUCCACUUGUGAGGCUGAGAUCUACGCCGGGGCCAUGGCUGCACAGGAGCUUCGCUGGCUCACCUACCUGCUGACCGACCUUGGAGAGCCGCCUCGUUCUCCUCUAGUCCUGUACGUAGACAACAAGGCCAUGCUGGCCUUGUGUCGAGAGCAGAGACUGGAGCACAGAACAAAGCACAUUGCCCUUCGCUACUUCCUUGCUCGUGAGCUACAGCAGCGUGGUCAGUUGCGGCUUGCGUACGUGGCCUCUGAGGCCAACAAUGCUGAUGUCUUCACCAAGGCACUUGCGCCUUGUGAUCAUCAGCGCUUCUGCACCCAGCUGGGUCUUGUACCUGUCUUGCCUCACUUGCUCACCUCUUGA